Molecule: messenger RNA, 2319 nt
Organism: Cladophialophora carrionii CBS 160.54
Lineage: Eukaryota; Fungi; Ascomycota; Eurotiomycetes; Chaetothyriales; Herpotrichiellaceae
Exons: 3
Coding region: 1-2319 (772 amino acids)
Biological process (GO): magnesium ion transport
Cellular component (GO): membrane
Molecular function (GO): magnesium ion transmembrane transporter activity
Source: RefSeq, a predicted model, not a curated record
AUGGAAAAUGUACCGCCGCAGGUAUGGGCUGUGGCUCAUACUUUGAUUGCCCGCAAUGAGACAAGCAAUUCAACCUCUGCGGCCACCGAUUCUGCCACAGCCAAUCGCCCGCCUGUCUACAAAGCAGUCGGUCUUUCUCUGGCGGUGGCCUCCGGUCUGUUCAUUGGCACUUCCUUCGUGCUGAAAAAGAUGGGACUGCUCAAAGCCAAUGCGAAAUACAACGAGGAAGCUGGCGAGGGUUACGGAUACCUUAAGAACGUCUGGUGGUGGGCAGGCAUGACGCUGAUGAUUGUGGGUGAAAUAUGCAACUUCGUGGCAUACGCCUUUGUUGACGCAAUUCUGGUCACGCCCCUGGGUGCUCUGAGCGUUGUGGUCACCACGAUUCUGUCUGCAAUCUUCCUCAAGGAGCGGUUGAGCUUUGUCGGCAAGGUGGGCUGCUUCAACUGCAUUAUCGGCAGCAUCGUCAUUGUCCUCAAUGCGCCCGAACAGAGCGCCGUGGCUGAUAUCCAGCAAAUGCAGCACUUUGUGAUUGCGCCAGGGUUUCUGUCGUAUGCCGGGGUUGUCAUCGUCGCCUGUACGUUCAUCGCUCUCUGGGCAGGCCCGAGGUACGGAAAGAAGAGCAUGCUGGUGUAUCUCACCAUUUGCAGCUUGAUCGGAGGUCUCAGCGUCGUCGCAACUCAAGGAUUGGGCAGCGCGAUUGUCGCUCAAGCUGGCGGCAAAUCACAGUUCAACCAGUGGUUCCUUUAUGUCCUGUUGGUUUUUGUGGUUGCGACGCUGUUGACCGAGAUCAUCUACCUGAACAAAGCUCUGAAUAUCUUCAACGCCGCGCUUGUGACCCCGACCUACUACGUGAUCUUCACCAGUGCGACGAUUAUCACUUCGGCAAUCCUUUUCCGUGGAUUCAAGGGGACCGCCGUAACGAUUACGACCGUGAUCAUGGGAUUCUUCCAGAUCUGUGCUGGCGUUGUACUGUUGCAAAUGUCCAAGUCUGCGAAGGAUGUACCCGACGCAGCUGUCUUCAAAGGAGAUCUCGACCAAGUCAGAGAAAUCGCGGAGGUCGAACAGCCGGAAACCGAACCAAAAGCUGACGCUAUCCGCGGAACUGCUGCUUUGAUUAGGCGACUAUCCGCCUCCCGACAGAAGAUGGAACAGGAGGAAGCCAGGCGGUUGCGAGAAGACACGCUCAAAGACCAACUAGAGCCGCUGCGCGAAAAUGAGAUUGUGGAAUGGGACGGCCUUAGACGACGGAAAACAGUUCUCGGUGAACCUGGCGCUCCUGUUCGAAGAAAUACUCUUCGUCCACCACUGGGCAUGUCCCAUUUUCCACAACCAGACGACGAAGAAAACGAACAUGGUCCCAGCUUCUUUGAGAACCUUCGACACCGUGCACAGAGUGUCAUCCGUCACCCUACUCCUGGCCGUCAUCAAGACAUGCCAGAGGACUCUUUGCGAAGCCCCAUACAUCCUGUUGCCUUGACCGAUAUAAAGGUCCACUCGUCCAAGUCCGAGUCACCCAUUGUGCCGUAUGGUCCAGGGAGCUACGAAGAUGCCCAAGAACGAAUCUAUGGACUCCCACCCGGCCAGCUUCAAAAAGAGAGAGCCGUCACGAUCGCGGCUCAACCGUCGCCUCGGUCGAAACCUCUACCGGCCAAACCGUCAUCGUCCCCAUCACUUCGACCGGCUCCUGAAGCAAGACGACAAUUUUCUUUCACAAAUUUCCUCCGCCCUGGCUCACGCACACCGGACAUCGAUUCAGCCUCGUCACGGCCGCGUUUGUCGCACCGUGCCAGCAGUAACGAGCAGAGGCGCGCCUUCAAGAAUGGUUCAGAGGAGGAAAGACUGGGGCUUGUCAAGGGUGAUUCUCACGUUGCAUUGCUUGAACAUGAAUCUCCUCGUUCGCCCGAACGCCCAGCUCAAUCCAUGCCCUAUGCCCCUGCAAACCCCCAUUCCCAAUCCAGCUCCACCAGCAGUGUUGAUGAUGACGAGCACCGAGAGUCCGCCGAACGAGACAAUCUCAGCCACACCACCACCGGUGACGACAAGCAGCCGGCGAAGGCCAAGUCCGCCGACGAUCUAUCAACCCCCACCUUUGAUCACAAGGAGUUCACCGACGAGCGCGAACGACGAGCGAGCAAUACCGGGGACCAUGGUGGGAGGAGGGUCAACACGGGGCAGAGCCACUCAAGCAGCAUCAGACCAUUUCCCGAAUUCGUCGACGAGCCCGCCGAGAUACACGAGUCGGCACCCAGACAUUGGUUUUCGCAGGACGGAUGGCGACGAUCACCUGCCUCGAGUCUCGGAGGACGCAAGAGUGAAUGA